AUGAAAGAGUGUUUGAUCCAACUCCCAACUCUCACUGCACCACACCAAAAAGAACCACUCAUCCUGUACUUGUCCGCCGAACAACGCGGUGGGCGCGGUACUCAUAGUGGAGAGAGAGGGGUCCAAACACCAAUCUAUUAUGUCAGCAAAAUGCUCAACGAUCCAGAGAUAAGAUACUCCAUCAUGGAGAAGUUGUUACUCGUGCUGGUACAUGCAUCCAGACGGCUACGCCAUUACUUUGCAGAUCACGUCAUCAUCGUGUUAACCAACUACAGGAUCGGGCAAAUCUUCUCCAAGCCCGAAAUCUCUGGACGACUUGCCAAAUGGGCCAUUGAACUGGGUGCGCACACCUUGAUUUAUAAGCCCCACCUAGUAAUCAAAGGCCAGGUUUUAGCUGACUUCGCCGCGGAAGUACCGGCAAAUCGCAUCCAAGAAUGCGAAGACGGACAAAAUCCUACACCUCCAUCGUCCCCAUCAGACAUCUGGGCACUAUAUACCGAUGGUGCAUCAAACGAGAAUGGUGCGGGUGCAGGUCUGCGACACGUCAGCCCUGAUGGCCAAGAGCUUACCUACGCCACCCGCAUCGAUUUUAAAAGUACAAACAACGAGGCAGAGUACGAGGAUUUAGUCGCAGGGCUACGCUUGGCAGUCAAGCUCGGCGUACAACAUUUGGAAGCGCACGUCGACUCAUUACGAGUUGCGGGGCAAGUCCGCGGUGACUACACCGCGAAAGGGGAUAUCAUGAUCCUCUAUCUCGAACAAGCCAAGCAACUGACAUCACGGUUCACCUCCUUCAACAUUCGCCAUAUUAACAGGAGUGAAAACAAACCCGCGGAUGCACUUUCAAAACUUGCAUCCACCAGCUUCCAACACUUGGCAAAGGAAAUACGUAUUGAGAUCCUGCAAAAUCCUUCAGUACCCCUGCGCCAAGUCAAUGUCAUCCAAUACGGUAUAGCGUCUUGGAUGAAACCAAUUAUAAGAUACCUACAAUCUGGUAUCACCCCUGAGAGUAAAGUAAAGGCACGCAAACUACAGUACAAGGCGUGUCACUAUCAAAUGGCAGACGGUAUCUUAUACCGCAAGUUAUACUUAGGGCCACUCUUACGAUGCGUUGACCCUCAAGAUGCCACAUAUCUUGUCAGAGAUAUACAUGAAGGAAUAUGUGGCAUACACGCGGACCCACACAUGGUAGUGUCCAAAAUCAUGAACGCUGGGUAUUACUGGCCUGACAUGCACCUGGACGCGGUUAAGAUCUUGCGCAAGUGUUUCAAUUGUCAAUGA
This is a messenger RNA of Helianthus annuus (common sunflower), 1281 nucleotides long. RefSeq lists its product as uncharacterized. Gene Ontology annotation, molecular function: RNA-DNA hybrid ribonuclease activity; nucleic acid binding. The coding region runs from base 1 to 1281 and encodes 426 amino acids. The transcript has a single exon. NCBI's taxonomy places the organism in Eukaryota, Viridiplantae, Streptophyta, Magnoliopsida, Asterales, Asteraceae. The record is from RefSeq and is a predicted model, not a curated record.